CACGCGCGCGCGCACACUCUUCACCAGAGCCUGCUGCACCAGCCGGCCUGCCAUCAUCAGCAUUCAGCAGAGGAUCUUUAUCUUUAUGACACUAUCCACGCCGACGUGAAGAACCGCAGACGAAGACAGAGCAGGCGUCCUGCGGCGAGCACGUCCGAUUCCAGCAGAAUAACUGAUCAUGGUCGUAACCCGGAUAGAACUGCAGUGAGGGCCCGCUGAAAAAACUGGAUCAGAAACACUCAAGGGAAGUUUGACAUUGAGGUGAACGGUUGGUAAAUGAAGACUUUGGCUUGUUUUGCUUUACACUGAUCAACAUUGUUUAAUCCAUGAUGGAGGAGAGCAGUGAUUGCUCUCCUGAAUCGUUGGCUAACGAUGAUCAUUAUGUGAUGGCUAAGCACACAGCCGUGUAUCCAUCAGCAGAAGAGCUGGAGGCUGUCCAGUCUCUUGUGUCUGCAGUGGAGGGGGGACUAAAACAUGUCUCUGACUGGCUUAUCGAUUCCACCAAGACCACUGCUCUCAAAUCGACUGAACCUGAAGAACCCAACCCAAAGUGUGGAGGGCCACUGAUUGGCGUCAUGCGUGUUGGAUCUCUGGCUAAAGGCCUCCUCAUUAAGGGUCUGAUGGACCUAGAGCUGGUUUUGCUCUGCCGAGAAAAGCCUACUAAAAAUCUGCUUCUCACAGUCUGCACCAAUCUGCCACUGCAGAUAAAGAAACUGUCAGAGGAUAAGCACACAGUGCAGCCCUGCAUUCCAGAGGCAGCUAUUCUAGUGUUCCAAAGCAGCAGACCUGAUCUGCCUCUAAGGGUCAUCCUUACUUCAAUGCAGACAAAAAAACAGGAGCUGGAGAAAAACCAAGUGGAAAACACAAAAGUGAAAGAUCCGUCUGAUCUGCUGGACCAGCAGAGAUGCCUGCUUGCUCUGGCCUCUCUGCACCAUGCCAAAUGGUUCCAGGUCCGAGUCAGUGGAAAGAGAUCCUGUCUCAUAGUUUUGAGGAUCCUCAGGGAUAUAUGCAACACAAAGCCUGUCUGGGCACCUCUUAAAGGAUGGCCAGUUGAGCUGAUAUGUGAAAAAGCCUUUGCCACGAGUUAUAGGCCACUGGGGCCAAGUGAAACUCUGAGGCGGGUCUUGGAAUGCAUUUCCUCAGGCAUCUUUCUUCCAGGUGGACCUGGACUACAUGAUCCAUGUGAAAAAGAAGAUGUAGAUACAUUGUCAACUAUGACAAAUGAUCAGGCUGAACUUCUUACCCACACUGCACAGCAUGCGCUAAGGCUUCUAGCCUUUGGACAGAUCCACAGGUUCUUAGAGGUAGAUCCUCUUCCUACAGCAAAACCUGCAGUGGAACCAAAACUUUCUUGUGGAGAAGCAGGGAUGUCUCAGAAAAGACUCCACGAAGAUGAAACUGCAGAUGAACUUAAAUGCAAAAACAUCCUCUCAGGUCCCGUUGCAGGCUUAUUAACAUCAGAUGGCAAAUCAGAUUGUAAAAGAAAAGUUGAAACUCUAUCCAAAAGCUCGGGGAAUAAACACAGCUCUUCAUCAACCAAGGUCAAGGUUCAGGGCCCUGUUCUCACAGCCAGGGGCAAAAACCCAGUAAUGGAGCUAAAUGAGAAAAGGAGAGGCCUAUCGUAUAACCUCAUCACUGAAAACGGAGAGAACCAACAACAACGCUUCAUUAUUGAGGUGGAAGUGGAUGGACUGAGGUUCAGAGGAUGCGGGCCUAAUAAAAGGGUAGCGAAAGCGAAUGCAGCCUUGGCAGCAAUAGAAAGGCUCUUUUCAUCACACAAUGCAAACAGCAACAAGAGGAAGAAGCCAUACACAAAAAUGAGUUCAUCUGCUGUAAAUGGGCUUCCCAGAUUGAAGAGGAGCGUUACAAUGCCCAGGCCACUGCUUCCUAUUUUUCCUCCAGCUCCUGCAUAUUUCACACCAGGCUUUACCCCUUAUGGUUAUGGUCCAGUGGUUCCUCCACCACACGGUGCUUUAUAUUUUGACAGUCCCGUUUGCCCUCCGCAGACCAUCACUCCUGUUUUUCUUCAUCUUGGCGCACAGGAUUUCUGUCCUGAGUUUUAUAUUUAAUGUUCUGUUUGAAGUGGUCCGUAGCUGUGUGUGGCCUCACCGGACUCCCUAUCAUUUUUACUUGAGACAGGGUCAUUUUCUGGCACUGAGGAAACAUUCCUUGUUUUAGCAUGGAUCAGAUAUAUCCUCCGUUAAACUCAAGGAGACUUAAUACUUAAAUGUAUGUUUGCAUUUAUGCUACGUACAUUUAUUUGGUCUUUGUAAAUAGAUUUUCACAUUAAGCAAUAUUUUAUCAGGGCUAUUAGCAAUAAUGAAUUAGAUGCACUGCUCAUAGGUAACAGACAAAAUUCCAUAAUGCUGAAAGUCCAAAAUCUAUUGUAUAUUUGUAUUUGAAAUGAAUAAGAUUGUAUUUAUACUAGGAUAAAAUGUUAUCACAUGGGGUGCGUAGUGAUUCGUUCUUUUGUUCAUAAUGUGGUACUUAAUCCAACACCAUGUUAUAAGCUAAAGGUAUGCACGUAAAUGCAAAUAGUUACAUACACAUACCGAAUUUUAAAAUAAAGGCUGUACAGAUAUUUCUAUGAUGAUCGAAUUGUGGUUGAAAUAUGUUAUGUGAGUUAGUGGAUGUGUUUAUGUAACUACUAUAUUCAUGUAAUAACUGUA
This is a messenger RNA of Clarias gariepinus (North African catfish), 2669 nucleotides long. RefSeq names its product spermatid perinuclear RNA-binding protein-like. The record is from RefSeq and is a predicted model, not a curated record. The transcript has 18 exons. The coding region runs from base 327 to 2069 and encodes 580 amino acids. Gene Ontology annotation, molecular function: single-stranded RNA binding; double-stranded RNA binding. NCBI's taxonomy places the organism in Eukaryota, Metazoa, Chordata, Actinopteri, Siluriformes, Clariidae. Gene Ontology annotation, cellular component: precatalytic spliceosome.